AUGCCUAAGAGUGGCCAGAAAGAGCUGGAGCUGUCCUUCAUCGAUCAACAGCCGCAUAUCCGCGUCUACGGUCGUUACUACGUCAUCUUUCCUUUCCCAGGCCGCAAAAUCGAGAAUGCCGCCAUCAACGCGCUUAGAACUGGAUUUAAGGAGGUUUUGAGAAGAUAUCCAUAUCUUGCAGGCACAGUGGACAUGCCUGAUGCUUCCUCGGGACAGCUCCGAGUUCUCUACCCUGACCCUAUCAACAAUAUAGACAAAGAAGCAGAACGGGUAUUCACGGCCAGCAACUAUUCUGCCAAGGAUCCAACGUUCGAUUACAACAAGCUCCAGAAAGAUUCAUUCCUGCCAGAAGACCUUCCAGCCAAAGUCUUCUGCCCGAAGCUGGUCAAAUAUCACCCCGGACUAGAUGACGGUGACCCUUUCGCAGAACACGCUACUAGUAUGCGCAAGGGACCUUUGCCAGUCUUCGCCACACAAGCCUCGUUCAUUCCGAAAGGUCUAGUCCUCAGUGUAUGGUUCUAUCAUGCAGUCACUGAUGGCAAUGGCAACGCAAGGAUCCUAGAA
Messenger RNA from Pyrenophora tritici-repentis Pt-1C-BFP, 564 nucleotides. The record is from RefSeq and is a predicted model, not a curated record. NCBI's taxonomy places the organism in Eukaryota, Fungi, Ascomycota, Dothideomycetes, Pleosporales, Pleosporaceae.